Populus nigra (black poplar) is the source of this 852-nucleotide messenger RNA. Its product is annotated as pathogenesis-related genes transcriptional activator PTI5-like. Gene Ontology annotation, molecular function: DNA-binding transcription factor activity; DNA binding. The transcript has a single exon. The coding region runs from base 106 to 645 and encodes 179 amino acids. Gene Ontology annotation, biological process: regulation of DNA-templated transcription; ethylene-activated signaling pathway. The record is from RefSeq and is a predicted model, not a curated record. NCBI's taxonomy places the organism in Eukaryota, Viridiplantae, Streptophyta, Magnoliopsida, Malpighiales, Salicaceae.
AAUACAAGUCUAGACCCGUUUUACACUCUUCAAGCUUCUUCCCGAAACCCCAAAAUCCCACGAAAUCAACUGCAGCCAAAUCCCCUUCCGAGCAAUAAGCAAACCAUGGUAUUAAGCUCCCAGAGCCAUGAGCUCCCCUUUAAUGAGAAUGACUCACAAGACAUGGUCAUAUAUCAGAUGAUCAACGAGGCCAGUGCCCCGAAUAAUAUACUUCCGAGAAGCCAAAUCAACACUUCAGGCAUGCUCCAACCAGCGAGGACAGUCAUAGCAAAGAAGCAUUACCGGGGCGUGAGGCGUCGGCCAUGGGGGAAAUAUGCUGCAGAAAUUCGUGACUCCAAAAGACACGGAGCUCGUAUAUGGCUAGGCACAUUCGAAACGGCGGAGGCGGCUGCCCUGGCUUAUGAUAGGGCUGCUUUUAACAUGCGUGGCUCUAAGGCCCUCCUUAAUUUUCCAGCUGAAGUGGUGGCUGCUAUAUCAACUCAAAACUGUCAGCCAAUUUUUAGCUCAACAAGGACGUCAAGUAAAAACGCUAUGGAUUCAUGCGGUAGCUCUAGCACAAUAACUAUUGCAACAUCACAAUCUGAAUCAGAGAGCAGCACAAGUGGGGAGUCACGCCGUCAGGGGUCGGAUAUCCUCGAGAAUUGAUUUCUCGCUUUUGCUUAAUUUUGUUGAGAUAGCGAGGGAAAUCUCUACCUGGAACGUUUUGAAUCGUUCUUUUUUCUUUCUUUAUUUUUUGUCUUGUUUUUUUUCUUCUUUUUAUCGUUUUUUGGGUUUUGUAUAUAAGAAGAUGUCAGUUUGUAUGGUUUUAGAGUGCAUCAAAUGCACAAAUAUAAUUGCAUCUUUAGAGUGUUA